CGGUGGUAGUAUCAGUCGGGACGUGGAGUUCGUCCGGUGAACACGCACACAUACACGCUCCUCGAGUGACCUUUCCUGCUUCGUCUUUACUAAGCGCUGCCCUGCUGCGUAAAUCGCUGAUGUUCACAAUUUGAACUUCACUAGCCUACGUGGAACUUCAGUAAGAAAUUCGGGGAACUUCACUAAGGAAAAUUGAUUAGGAACUUCAUUAAAAAAAUCCAGUGGACUUCACUAAAAGGAAAAAAAUACUUGGAACUUCACUAAGAAAAUCCUGGGAACUUCACUAAGAAAAUCCGGGGAACUUCACUAAGAAAAUCCUGGGAACUUCACUAAGAAAAUCCUGGGAACUUCACUAAGAAAAUCCGGGGAACUUUACUAAGAAAAUCCGGGGAACUUCACUAAGAAAAUCCGGGGAACUUCACUAAGAAAAUCCUGGGAACUUCACUAAGAAAAUCCUGGGAACUUCACUAAGAAAAUCCUGGGAACUUCACUAAGAAAAUCCGGGGAACUUCACUAAGAAAAUCCUGGGAACUUCACUAAGAAAAUCCUGGGAACUUCACUAAGAAAAUCUUGGGAACUUCACUAAGAAAAUCCUGGGAACUUCACUAAGAAAAUCCUGGGAACUUCACUAAGAAAAUCCUGGGAACUUCACUAAGAAAAUCCUGGGAACUUCACUAAGAAAAUCCUGGGAACUCCACUAAGAAAAUCCUGGGAACUUCACUAAGAAAAUCCUGGGAACUUCACUAAGAAAAUCCUGGGAACUUCACUAAGAAAAUCCUGGGAACUUCACUAAGAAAAUCCUGGGAACUCCACUAAGAAAAUCCUGGGAACUUCACUAAGAAAAUCCUGGGAACUUCACUAAGCAACCCGGGGAACUUCACUAAGCAACCCGGGGAACUUCACUAUAUUUAAACAAGAUGGCACAGAGACCAGUGAGCGAGGCACUGGGAGAAGAGAAGCCUAAAUUCGCCGAACUUAACAACUUGAUAUCAGAAAAGGUGGGAGGCGCAGUGGUGUUCGCUACUGAUGACUGGUUUGCUGUCGCCGACAAUCUGGUCAAGGAGAGUGAGGCAGAGUGGCGAGAGGGAGAAUUCACCGAGUUUGGAAAAUGGAUGGACGGCUGGGAGACUCGAAGGAAACGGAAGCCAGGACACGACUGGUGUAUUAUAAGGCUGGGCGUGGCGGGUGUUGUGGCUGGCAUAGAUGUGGACACUUCCUACUUCACUGGGAAUUACGUCCCUCAGGUCUCCUUGCAGGGAGUCGUCCUUACACCCAAAGAAGAGGCCCUGAUCCCCAAGAGGCAGAGUGUGAUGGGGAAUGAAGCGAGUGACCACGACCUUUGCCAGGUGGCUAAACUCCGCUCAGAGGAGUGGGACACCAUCAUCCCACAGUCAAAGGCACGACCUGGUUAUCGUGAUACCUGCCACACCUAUCUUCGGUCUACCUCCACCCACCGCUACACCCAUCUCAGGCUCAAUGUCUACCCGGACGGAGGCAUUGCCAGACUCAGAGUGUUUGGCUAUGCUGUGCCAGACUGGUCUCUCGUCUCUUCUGAUCAGCUGGUGGACCUGGCUGCUGUCGGCAUGGGGGGCGUGUGUGUGGGCUACAGCGAUGCCCAUUAUGGCCACCCACGCAACCUCAUCAGUCCUGGUCGAGGUUCUACUAUGGCUGAUGGAUGGGAGACUGCACGAAGGCUAGACCGACCUCUUAUCCUCAAAGCCGACAGCCAAGGGAUCCUUCAGUUUAAUGGGUUUGAGUGGACGGUAAUUCGCUUGGGGCACCCCGGCAAGAUCCUACAGAUUGAGGUUGACACUCACCACUUCAAGGGUAACUUCCCAGACUCUUGCAAGAUUGAGGGCUGUCUCCUGCUGGAUGAACAGAACCCAGAGGGCAGCAUGUGGAGCACUAUAUUGCCCCCACAGAAGUUGAAAGCGCAUUCCCGGCAUUUCUACGAAGCAGAGGUGCUGAAGGUGGGGCCAGUUUCCUACAUCAGGAUUGUCAUUGUUCCUGAUGGAGGCCUCAGUAGAGUAAGACUCUUCGGCAGCAUCAUCAAACCAGCAGCCACGAAGUAGUUGCAAGAAUGAAGAACACUUACAGAAUACCAUUAUAGUGUAUAAUGCUGUACUGUAUUCUUUUUUGUUGUUUCCACUCACCAGCAUCCGACUUAUUAGUAAACCCACAAUAUUCAUCAUGUAUGCAAGUCUAGUCUCCAAGCUUUGGCAUUUUCAUUCAAGAUCUGUAUCUCCUUUAGCAGUCAAUUUAUCUGUUGUUCCCAUCUUUUCUUGAGAUCCCCUGAAGUCUUCAGACUGAGGAUUAUUUCGAUUACUCUUAAAAAUUUAGUAUUAUAGGUCAAAACAUGCUGAAGCCAUCAUCUGGAGGAAUUAAGUGUCCCAUCAUAAGAAAUAGCAUAUUGUUCUCUACUUUUGUCAUAGUUUGAGAUCAGUUUAAUUUUGUUUCUUUAUUUGUCACCCAGUCAAUAAAACAGGAUUGUGGUCCCGGCUUAAGGUUGGGUUUGAGAAUACAUACUACGCAUAUCUCAGGAGAGCAUUUAUCAUCAAUACAUUUAUACUUAAAAUGUAAGCAUUAUAUUAUGUAUCCUGUAGUUAAUUUUCUGUGAAACACUGUUAUACAUAUCUUAAGAUAUACAUUGUAAACCAUGGUAUUUUUCCUUUCAAAAACUGUAAAGUUGCUUCAACUGAAUAUCCCUCUUCUUCUUUCUUCUUAUCUACAGUAUGUAUGUAUGUGUGUAUAACGACAAACUAACAAAAAUUGUAUGCUUUAUGUUUCUGCAUAUCAAAUAUAUAUUAAACCAUUAAAA
Procambarus clarkii (red swamp crayfish) is the source of this 2818-nucleotide messenger RNA. Its product is annotated as allantoicase. Lineage: Eukaryota; Metazoa; Arthropoda; Malacostraca; Decapoda; Cambaridae. Gene Ontology annotation, molecular function: allantoicase activity. Gene Ontology annotation, biological process: allantoin catabolic process. The record is from RefSeq and is a predicted model, not a curated record.